AGAACGAAUGAAGCACUGUUGUUCAAGCAAAGUUUCCUCCCCUUCCCUGUUUCCCUUUGCCCUCUCAGAUUUGAAUCCUGCUGUGCUGAUGGUGUGGAGUGGAUAGCUAGGCCUCCUCUCGAUGCUUUGGUUUCUUCUGACGAGAGAUGGAGGUUCAGAUGUUCAGUUCUUCGCUGGGCGCCAUGGGCUCCCUUCUUGGGAAGCUUGGUUCUUUGCUGGUCUCUCCCGGGGAUCAGCUGCCAGACACACUGAAGCCGCAGAAGGAAAAACUGCAGAUCCUCAAACAAGAUCUAGAAGAAAUGAAUACCAUGCUUGGGAAUCUUUCAAGGGUGCAAGCUCCCAACACCAUGGGCAAACUCUGGAUGAACGAGCUGCGCGAUCUGUCCUAUGACAUCGAAGAUUACAUUGACAAGACAAUAUCCCCUUCCAAUACUGGUGAAAAGAAUCAAGAGAUCCCCUUUGAGAUCGAAGAAUUUGUCACUCUGGUGAAGCACGCCCGCGAUAGAUACAGCAGGUACGAUCUUGGGCGCUGGGCAUCCAGUCCUGCUAUGCCAAUGGUUGCUGAUGACCAACGCUCAGCGGCCAAGCAAUUACGGACCUUGUCGGUAUCAAUGAUGCAACCACCAAGCUUAUCAAGUUGCUUAGCAACGAUGCUGAGCAAGGGAUGAAAGUGGUAUCCGUACUUGGACCUGCGGGAGUUGGCAAGAGUACUCUUGCAAAACAAGUGUACCGUCAAAUGGGAGGAAAGUUCGACUGUCGAGCUUUUGUGCGAGCCUCAAGGAUGCCUGAUACAAGGAGGCUUCUCCGGAGCAUCAUCUCCCAGGUCCAGCGCCAUCAACGACCUCCUCAUGGUCUCCCAGCGCAAGAGCUUAUUGAUAACCUUAGAGAACUUCUCCAGCAGAAGAGGUAUUUUAUUCUAAUUGAUGGCUUAUGGGAAACAACUUCUUGGGAUAUUGUUUAUAGUGCUUUCCCGGAGGGUACUCAUUGUAGUAGAAUAUUAAUAACGACUGAUAUUGAGGAGGUAGCUCUCGAGUGUUGUGAUUAUGAAUCUGAUGGUAUAUUUAUGAUGGAGCCAUUGAGUAGAACAGACUCAAUAGAAUUACUAUUCAAUAGAACAUUGGGCUCCAAGCAUCAAUGCUCUGAACAAGUGAAGGAAGUUUCAGAAGAAAUUAUUAAAAAAUGUGGUGGUCUGCCACUUGCGGUAAUUUGCAUAGCUAGUAUUUUAGCAGGCCAACCCGACAAUUCAGAGCUAUGGCAGCAUGUAAGUGAAUGAUUAUCUGGCAGUAUGAGGAAUAAUCGUACUUCACAAGACAUGCUCAGAGAAAUAGUAGGCUUGAGCUACAAUAAUCUUCCGGACUAUUUGAAAACAUGCCUACUAUAUCUUAGUAUGUACCCUGAGGGGUACACCUUCUUGAAGACUGAUUUGGUGAAGCAAUGGAGUGCUGAAGGUUUUAUCAGUGCCACAGAAGGAAAUGACACCAGCGAAGUUGCAGAGUUUAAUUUUGAUGAGCUUGUCUGCACGGGACUAAUUCAGCCUAACUGUAUAGACUUCUCAGAAGAGGUGACGUUCUACACAGUGCAUUCCACUGUAUUUGAAGUUAUUAGGUGCAAGUCCAUGGAGGAGAAUUUUACUACUGUUAUAGACUACUCUGAAGUCAUUACAAAGCUUUCUGCAAAAGUUCGUCGAGUGUCACUCACUUUCAGCAGUGCAAAGUAUGCAACGAAACCAGAAGGCAUCACACUAUCAGAAGUGCGGUCUCUCAUCUUCUAUGGACUUGCCAAGUGUCUGCCUUCGAUUAUGGAGUUGAAGCUACUUCGAGUUCUAAUCCUUGAAUUUUGGGGUGAUAAAAAGGAGUUAGACAUUAGUGGAAUCAAUAAAUUAUUUCAGUUGCGUUACUUGCGGAUUACAACAGAUAUGACCGUAAAACUCCCAGCGAGGAUGCAGGAACUGCUAUAUCUGGAAACAAUAGAAACCUAUGCAAGAGUAACGACCUUUCCAUCAGAUGCUUUUGAUCUCCCGAGAUUGAUGCACCUCUGUCUUCAGGAUGUGAUAAACCUGCCCGAUGGUAUUGGACAAAUGAGAUCUCUACGGACACUUCAAUUUUUUGACCUUAGCAGAAACUCCUAUGACAAUGUGCGGAGCCUUGAAGAGUUGACUAAUCUGCGUGAUCUUCACCUUACCUGUUGUUCUACGUCAUCAUCAUUAGAGCAUCAUAUAAUGAGAAACUUGAUAGCUCUAGUGUCUUCCCUUGAGAAACUUGGCAACCUUAAAACUAUGGUUCUUGCUCCAGCUGCUUCUUGCACGAGCAUUAACCUGUGUUACUCAGGCAAUAUGUCUUCGCUGCCUGUUUUUCUUCAGAGACUUGAGUUAUUGCCGCCCAUUUGUAUCUUUUCAAGAAUUCCCAUAUGGAUGGGACAGCUCCAAAAGCUUUGCAGUUUGAAAAUUGCUCUUAGUGAAUUGUCGAGUGGGGAUGUUGACAACAUAGCCAGAUUACCGGAACUCACGAUUCUCUCUCUGUAUGUCAGGCAACCAACUGCGGAAAGCAUUAUCUUCAAUCGUGCGUCAUUUCCAGUUCUAAAAUGUCUCAAAUUCAGAUGUGGAGUUAUGCGCCUUACCUUUCUGGCCGGAACAAUGCCUAACCUUCGGAGGCUCAAACUAGAAUUCAAUGCACACAGUGGAGAGCAGUAUGGAGAUAUUCUUGUUGGAAUUGAACACUUGUUAAACCUCCAAGAAAUCAUUGGCCGAAUUGGAGCAGCACCAGGUGCAGAAGAAUCUGACAGGAUGGCCGCCGAGUCCAUGUUCAAGGAUGCCACGAUUAGCAAACAUUCGAGACUUACAAGCUUCAAUCUACAAAGAGUUAAUUCGUUUGGCGAAGAGAUUUCUCGAUGUGCUGACACUCCUUGGAGUCAUUCUGGUUCAGAUGAAAACAGUAAACAUCAUGUGCUGGUGAGCAUUUUACGAGAUGAAAGCGCAAAGCCAUCAACUCUUGAUUUAUCACUUUUGAAAAACAUCACAAAUAAUUUCUCUAGUGAGAAAGAGAUCGAUCAAGGUGGAUUUGGAAUGGUUUACAAGGGAAUCCUUGGAGAUGUGAUUGUUGCUGUGAAAAGGCUGUAUGGACAGCAUGGAAAUGUAGAUGGAAAAUUUGCUCGUGUAAUCGAUUGUCUAAUGACAGUUAAGCACAGCAAUAUAGUAAGGUUUUUGGGCUACUGUGUGCACACGCAACCUAAGGGUAUCAAAGAUGGGAUGAAAACCUUCUGUGUAGAACAACAGGAAAUGUUACUUUGCUUCGAAUACCUACAUAAUGGAAGCCUCCAGAGAUAUAUUACUGAAGAAUCUUGUGGGCUUGAAUGGCACACACGUUAUCAAAUAAUAAAAGGAAUAUGUCAGGGGUUGGGUUAUCUUCAUGAAAAUUCUAUUAUCCAUUUGGACCUCAAACCGGAGAAUAUACUACUUGAUGCUAAUAUGGUGCCAAAAAUAGCGGAUUAUGCAUAUGCCAGACUCUUGAGUGAAGACAGCCGAACUGCAUCUCAAAACUUUACUACAUCGCUAUCAUGUAGGGACUACAUGGCACCAGAAUAUUAUGAAGAUGGAGUAUUCAGCUUCAAGUCUGACAUAUAUAGUUUGGGCAUUAUAAUCAUGCAGAUAGUGACAGGCCAAAAGGACCACGGGAACAUAAUGAGUGUGCUUGGGGGUUGGAGGAGUAGGUUGGAAUCGGAUACAUCACGGACGCACACAGCGUUGGAAACAGCUUACCAUCAAGUAACACUAUGCAUUGUAAUGGGGCAAAACUGCAUGCAUCGUGACCCAAGGAAGAGGCCUGUUCUAUGGGAGAUCCUUGAUAGGCUUGGUGAAAUGGGAACCAGUGAAGAAUCAGUGACAAGAGGCAUAAGCCUUGUUCCGGAGUUCAAGAAUCAUUCCGUGCCAAAAUCUUCUAAUAAAGAAGUAUUCCAAUGGCCAAGUGAGAAGGUAAAAGCAUCAUUGACAUCAUUGCUUACUUCAGGAAAGGAUAACAUAAAUAAGCACCAGCAAGCAAAGACAUCAAGUGAGACAAAGACUUCUGAUGUGCUCACAAAAUCUUCAAAUGGUUCUGAUGAUUCAAAGAGAAAACACAAUAUUAUCCAGGCAAGGAAAUCAAGUGCAGAAAACGACAUAGAAGAAAGCAGUAUGUAGAUCAAGAGCCAUGCAUUAUGAGGGGGGUUUACUUCAAGAAUAUGAAAUGGCAGGCUGCCAUAAAAGUUGACAAGAAACAGAUUCAUUUGGGUACUGUUGGGACACCGGAUGAAGCAGCCCGGCUUUAUGAUAGGGCUGCUUUUAUGUGUGGAAGGGAGCCAAACUUUGAACUUUCUGAGGAAGAGAAGCAAGAACUGAGGAAGUACACCUGGGAGGACUUCUUAGCAGUCACUCGCAACACAAUAACCAGCAAAAAACAAAGGAAGGUUGGCUUGCUAAGGCGUAGCAAGGCGGACUUGUUCAUGGGACAGAGUGAUGGUGAUACAGAGAUGGCAAAUGGCGGCGGCUCAUCAAAUUCUGAUAAUGGAGAUGCCGAGACAUCGGCAUCUUAGAUUGCUCCCAGAGGUCGUUGCGACCCCAGUGGAGUCCUCCAAAUAUUCAUCCGGAUCAUGAUAUGAUCCCUUUUUAGGAUUUUGCUCUCUCAAUAAUUAAUUUCAUGUGCAUAAGGCCCCGUUGGUCUGAUCAAAGUUUAGGGAAAUCAUGCCAUCUCAAAUAAGAAUUGGAGGUGGUCCAUUGUAGGUAAAAGUCAUCUGAACAAUAUGUAUACCGGUUCUGAAAUUGUGUAUAUCUCCAUUAGGUUCACCGCAAAUUUUACCAAUGUAAUUAGUUUACAUUACCAUUUAUCAAAAAGAAAUCUUUUUUUCCUUAAA
Molecule: messenger RNA, 4881 nt
Organism: Panicum virgatum (switchgrass)
Lineage: Eukaryota; Viridiplantae; Streptophyta; Magnoliopsida; Poales; Poaceae
Product: disease resistance protein RGA5-like
Exons: 13
Coding region: 1286-4171 (961 amino acids)
Biological process (GO): protein phosphorylation
Molecular function (GO): protein kinase activity; ATP binding
Source: RefSeq, a predicted model, not a curated record